UAGUAGCACUUCUACUUCCGUCGAGUCAAGACGCGCGCGCUCGUAAUCUUCGUCAUAGCCGCCUUUGUCGAUGUGCCUUGCCAAGCGAGAGACCCCUCGUUCAAAAAUCACCUUGGUGCGACGAAUAGAAUCCGUCGGUUGCUGUGUUGCGUUUUUUCUGGUUUUGGGAAACUCAAAUUUCAUCGUCUGGAUUUCUUCGAAUUAAGUUUGCGUGAGGCUUGCGAUGUGGUUUUGCAGUGAUCGAAAGUGAUUUCGGUGCAGAUUUCUUAAUAAUUGCGAAACGGCCUCGGAAAGUGAAUGCGUUCUUCCUUUUUGGGUCAUCGAAGAAAAGUGAAACACUUUGUGGGCGGUUCGACUACUCAGUCGGGGAAGCAAGUGGAAAAGUGUGGAAAUUUGAAGGAAAUUUUCGAUUAACCGAUAGACGAUGCAAUAAUGCAUGCGAGUGAGUGCAUUGGAGGUGCAGUCUCCCAAGCUCUAUGAGUCACGUAACGUUACAUAAGGCCACCGGAGUGGACGGAAAGUGAAUGCUGUUUGUAGGAUUCUACUGGGCAAAGCUCUGAGCUCUGUCGAUUCCGAUCGUUGCGCGGGGCCAGUUUAAUUCAUUCAUCAAGUAAUCGUGGAAAGACACCUACGUACGCAAGGCCUACUGCUCUGCUCCUCCUCCUCCAGACUUCAAACUCCAGAGUGCAUAGAAGUUGCUAUUGAGAGAUCACAGUUGGCGCGAGAAGUUGUUUACUUCGAAGGAACGUGGGCGCGCUGGAAAAUAGGGCCGCUACUUGUGGGUGAAGAGUGAGAGUGUGAAACUCUGUUUGAUCGGUUUGUUAGUGAUUUGUUUACUAUUUCCCAAUAUCACGUUGAUCGGCGAGUAGUUUUGAUUGGCGCAAUCCGUUCGUAGCAGUUCCAGCAUAUAACGCAGACAGCGUUGAGUUUGGCGCCAGAGCCCCGGUUGGUCACCUCCACGGAGUAGUUGUUUUAGGAAGCAGUGAAGUUCUUAAGAGUGAAGCAUCAAGAUGGGGAUCUUCAGCUUUUAUGGAAUGAGGAUAAAGCAGGCUCCGAAGAAAAAGGACACAAUGACACAGGGAGGAGGCCAACAGCAGAGUGGAACGACACCGGAGGACGCUGUGCACCAGCAGAUUCCGAACAUUGCCGGUACGAUCACCGAUACUCCCAAUCACAAGCAGAUUCACCAACAUUCACAGCAGUUCCUCAACGGUGGCGGUGGGGGAGGAGUUGGCGUCCACCUGCACCAGCAUGCCCAUCUACCUCAGCUGCAUCCGUACUCGUCGUCGGUAACCGGCGGAAGUAACGGACUGUUGGCCAACGCAGCCGGAGGAGGUGGUGGCGGUUCGGCCCCUUCGACGCUGACCAGUGGAGCAAAAUUACCCGCCAAAACGUCUCCCAUUGGACCGUCUCCCUUCCGACAAUUGCUUCCGGUGGCCCUCUGCAUCAUCUCGUUCGCCACGGUGCUCAGCAUACUGAUCAUCUACAUGGACACGACAGAAAUUCGACACCAACAGUUCCGGCUGAACAUGUCCCGCGACUACGACCUGAUGGGCGUUCCCCAGGAUAACCCCGCCCUGGUAAAGUACGUCCGCGACAUCCACAUGAAGAAGUACCCGAUGACGUUCAUGCGCAACGCCAACACCCCAAUGGAGCACCUGAAUUUCACCAACCGGCACGAGCUUACCCCCGAGAUGGCGCACUUCAUUUCCGAUCUGCUCGGCAAGAAGCGCUUCGGAACGUUCUUCCAAUCCCUGACCGGCAUCAGCGAUUCCAUGAUGACGGCCCCCUGGCUGGCCGAAACCAUGAACUGGGGCGGCUAUCUGGUGGAACCCGAUCCACGAAAGUACUUCUCGCUGCGCAAGCAAAACGCCUUCCGGCCCAACGUGCAGGUGAUUCACGCGUGUCUAUCGCCCAACACCUACCCCAAAGAGGUUACGCUUCACCACGACGACGACAGCGAGGUGCGCAUCAACAGCGUACUGGACGAGGAAACGGAAUGGUUCCACCCACGUGUCAAAUGCUUCCCGGUGUACACACUGAUGUUGGCCGUCAACAGGACUUCGAUUGAUUUGCUCAGCCUCGGCUGCCAGGGACAGGAGUUGCAGAUUCUCCAAACCAUCCCGUUCGACCGGGUCCACGUGAAGGUGAUUUCGAUCCAUCUGGUGCACUACUACGAGGAGGACGAGAUGAUCAUCGACGUGGACGAGUACGUGCAGAACAUCACCCGGUUCCUGCUGAGCAAGUCGUACAAAAUGGUCCGCAGCUACGAUCGCAACUUCAUCUACCAGUACGUGAGCGUCAACAGUGGCCUGGGUGCCAGCAUCAGUCGGGUGAACAGCGUGGCCGGACCGAGCGAUGGCAGCGUGCCUGUUCCGGGCGGGGGCAACGGGGAAGGUGGUAUCGGUGGCAAUCUUGGUGUCGGGAGUACCAAUAGCGGCAGUAUUAGUAACGUGAAGACCACUAGUAAUAAGAUUAGCAAUAGCGAAAAGGGUGAGGUCGUGCGGAAGGUGGUCACAACGACUUCGCCGACGGCCUCCGUGUCGACGGUGAAGAUUGCGGUAGCCGCCGAAAUGCUGCUGGAGGGUGGAAGUAGUAGCAGUAUCAGUACUAGCAGCAGUGUGGUAAGUUCGUUGGUGAAUGUGGAACGUGGAGCGAUCGUGGUGGAAGAUCUGGACGAACCUGAAUUGCAGGCAUCGCAGGCAUCCAGCUCGCCACCGAUGGUUACAUCGCUUUAGGCGGACAUGUCCGGGAAGCAUCCGUUAGUUGCCUUUGUUGUAUGACUUCGCGAUAUCUAGAACUGCGCGAAUUAGGGUUGCAGUCUUUUAAACGAAACACAAAGCUACCGAUUCAUCAUUCCAGAAGGACGGUUACUUGCUCUCUAUUUUCUCUCAGUUGGGUCGUGGCUGGAUGCGGGAAACGAUUGGCGAGCAAGUGCGGCUGGCAGAUUGUAUUGUAGAUAUUCGAAAGUUAAGGAAAAGUAGAAGAGUUUAGCCGAAGAAAUCCUAUCACCGAAACACGGGUUCACAACAUUUCCUUUGAAUUACUAUAUGUUAGCAUUUGUAUGCUUCAGUUUUGCAUUUCAUUCAACGCUCUCUGUACGGACCUGAAAGCCGUACGCAAACGAACAGGAGAUAGACUAUAUCGAAAUAUAUUCAUAUUUAUUGAAUUCUAGCCCCUAGGACAAAUAUCAUCUACUUAUUUGUGUCUGCGGCGAACUGUUUCGCAGACAUAUUUUAACAGAUUUUCAUUUUGGAGAAACAUAAUUGCUCAAAAAUUACGAAUCAUGAGAAUAAAUUUGUUGAAUUCCUUCAAUUCGAACUUACUAGGUUCGUAGAUAUAUGAAAUUUUGAUUGGAUUUGAUAACAAACGUUCUGAUUACUGCCCUUUAUUGGGGCGCUCUUUUAGAAGUAGGUAAAUUAUGCAGCAAACUUAGAGUGAAGGGAGUCAAGAUGAGUCAUAGUGUUACAACGUUCCGAGCCAUUUGUAUUGUAGAAAAUGAUUUCCUGAAAUAACGUUAGACACAUUAUAUCGUAAAGCAUUGAAAUGCCUUCAUACUUUUGUAUCAAACAAACGAAAAUGUAAAAUGUUAGUCUCAAAUUUAUCUAAACUGCCCUUUACUCUAACAAAACGAUGCAUUUUCAACUAAAAAUUAGUUAAUAGAAAAUUAAGUGAAAGAUGCUUGAAUUGAAGCCGCAAAUAGUAUUAUUCUUCAUACGGAAAGUGUAUUCGAAUUAUUUCUUUUAAUGAAAUUGUGGCGAUUUUAAACAUAAAUUCUACUUACUACUUAGAACCGCGCCUAACAUUGGUAAAAUAAAACCUUUUUCUUUGUUCAUCAAACUAAUAAAAACGGAACAUGAAUGUAGUUUUAUACAUUUAUCAUUACUGGAGAGCGACAAGUUUGGUAGCGAACCGCGAACGGACACUCUGAAACUGAUUAACUAUUAAGUACCUAUCAUUUUACCGAACUGUUGGAAUUGAAAUACAUUGAUGAACUAUAAUAGUGAAAACAGCGA
Aedes aegypti (yellow fever mosquito) is the source of this 4016-nucleotide messenger RNA. RefSeq names its product protein Star (gene S). The coding region runs from base 1011 to 2738 and encodes 575 amino acids. The transcript has 5 exons. NCBI's taxonomy places the organism in Eukaryota, Metazoa, Arthropoda, Insecta, Diptera, Culicidae. The record is from RefSeq and is a predicted model, not a curated record.